This is a messenger RNA of Emiliania huxleyi CCMP1516, 579 nucleotides long. RefSeq lists its product as hypothetical. Bases 1 to 579 code for a protein of 192 amino acids. The transcript is spliced from 6 exons. The record is from RefSeq and is a predicted model, not a curated record. NCBI's taxonomy places the organism in Eukaryota, Haptophyta, Isochrysidales, Noelaerhabdaceae. Gene Ontology annotation, cellular component: cytosolic proteasome complex; proteasome regulatory particle, base subcomplex. Gene Ontology annotation, biological process: positive regulation of RNA polymerase II transcription preinitiation complex assembly. Gene Ontology annotation, molecular function: ATP binding; ATP hydrolysis activity; proteasome-activating activity.
AUGACUACCCUCACGAUCAUGCGAGCGCUGCCGCGCGAGGUGGACCCGGCGCCCAAGGGCUGCCUGCUCUACGGCCCGCCCGGCACCGGCAAGACGCUGCUCGCGCGCGCCGUCUCCAACAACAUCGACGCCGCCUUCCUCAAGGUCGUCGCGUCGGCGAUUGUCGACAACGCCGACCGCGGGGAGCUGCUCAACCAGCUGGACGGGUUCGACGGCCUGGGCAAGAUCGAGAUCCCGCUGCCAGGCGAGUCGGCGCGCGUGGACGUGCUCAAGAUCCACGCGGCGCCCAUCACCAAGAAGGGCGACAUCGACUACGAGUCCGUCGUCAAGCUUGCGGACGGCUUCAACGCCGCCGACCUGCGCAACGUCUGCACCGAGGCGGGCAUGUUUGCGAUCCGCGGGGAGCGUGACUAUGCGGUGGAGGAGGACUUUAUGAAGGCGGUGCGCAUGAGAGCUGAGGCUGUCGACGGGCGGGUGUGGGCGCUGCGCGCCUACCUCUGUGUCGUCUUCGCGUGCCGCCUGUCGUUCGACUCGGGCGCCUUGAGCGUCGGGGUGGGCGAGCAGGGGACGCGGCUCUGA